Messenger RNA from Thunnus maccoyii (southern bluefin tuna), 1961 nucleotides. RefSeq names its product LIM and SH3 domain protein 1-like. Lineage: Eukaryota; Metazoa; Chordata; Actinopteri; Scombriformes; Scombridae. The coding region runs from base 681 to 1478 and encodes 265 amino acids. Gene Ontology annotation, molecular function: actin filament binding. The transcript has 8 exons. Gene Ontology annotation, cellular component: focal adhesion. The record is from RefSeq and is a predicted model, not a curated record.
UCCAUACUAAAUUUAUUAGUGUAUUUUUUACAUUAUGUUAGCGGUACUCUCUCGUGUUAAAGUCUGAUAUUCAGUGUAACUUGCUACUCCUUAUAAGGUUAUUACUGAUUCCCCUUAAUGCAUUUGACGCUGCCUUCACGUGCUCAACAGAAACACGUGAUUUGUAAAUAUUCGCAGGGAUGAGUAAGUUAACUAACUAAAAAGCAAAUGUCUUCAAUAUUGUUGUAAUGUUACACGCUCUACCUUAACUAAAGCAAAAUAGGUAGAAUUUACAUUCACAUAUCGACCUGAAUGAAUGGUUUUUGCUUAAAUGUUGAUUCUGGAUCAUUUUGCGGAUUCAAAGUUGUAGCACAGAGGUCUUUAUGAGGGUAAUGAAACAUCCACUAAACCUCUGCUGUUGUCGAGAAUCUGCAUGCUAUUUCCACGUCUGUCUGGUAACCUAAUGUCCAUAUGUAACAAGUCAAACUUUCUAUAUCCGACGUUUCAUGAAGGCAUCAUUAGAGCUUCGUGCUUCAACUUGACUCCUCCUCGCCUCUGUAUAUUAAUUGAAAUGCCUGCAGGCGAAGAGGAGGUGAGUGCAGUCCCUUGUGCCCAUCACAGCCUGAAUUUUACUUUCUGACCACCUUUUUUACUGGAUCAGUGAGGGGUUUUUUUGUAGUGUGAGGACUCCCUGCGCCAUCAUGAAUCCGCCCUGUGGAAGAUGCAGUAAACCAGUUUACCCCACAGAAAAAAUAAACUGCCUUGAUAAGUAUUGGCACAAAGGUUGUUUCAGCUGUGAGGUAUGCAAGAUGGCUCUGAGCAUGAACAACUACAAAGGCUUUGAGAAGAAACCUUACUGCAGUAUGCAUUACCCCAAAACCUCCUUCACUAUAGUGACCGACACCCCCGAGAACCUGCGUCUCAAACAACAGACCAUGCUCAAUAGCCAGGCGCUCUAUAAGGAGGACUUUGAAAAGAACAAGGGGAAAGGUUUCAGCGUGGUGGCCGACACUCCGGAGAUGCAGAGAGUGAAGAAGACGCAAGACCAGAUCAGUCACGCCCUUUACAAGGAGGACUUUGAGAAGAGCAAGGGGAAAGGUUUCAGUGUCGUGGUUGACACUCCGGAGAUGCAGAGAGUGAAGAAGACGCAAGACCAGAUCAGUAACAUUAAGUACCAUGAAGAAUUUGAGAAGAGCAAGAUCCGAAGUGAUGCGCCUCCUCCUGAAAAUAGGCAAGACUAUGCAGAACAACCAUCCAACCCUGAGAGAUACAACCAACCAGCCGGACAAAUUCGCCCUCCUGUUGUAGCACCAUCCAGUGGAGGGAGGCGCUUCCAGGCCAUGUACAGCUACGCGGCAACAGAGGCAGAUGAAGUUUCUCUCCAGGAGGGCGAUCUGAUCAUGGAUGUGGAGCCGAUAGACGAGGGAUGGGUGUUCGGAUGCAACCAGCGCACGGGGCAGCGAGGGAUGCUCCCCGCCAACUACGUCCGACCUGUGUGAAACAAACAGACAUCAGGCGGUCCGCUAUCAGCAUGUGGAUCUGCUGUCAACACUUACAAGCUUCCUCUUUAAUUUAAACUUUUGCAAACUAAAAAAAAAAACAAACAUCCCUGUCUGGUUCUGCUUGUCAGAAACAUGAUUUUCUAAAAAGUUAAUUGGAAAAUAAUACUGAAAAUACUGAAGGUUGAAGUGAAAACGUUUAUUAUAAAAACUUGAGAGCAAGACAGUGAAAAUACAUUCAAAAAGCCUGAAAAGAUAAUGAAUAAACCUACAUUAUACAUAAACCUACUUUACACAUCUAAAUUUUUGUCUUUCUCAGGUAACAUUUACUGUUGGCAGCCCUGACUUUAGUAUCAAAUCACUGUGUAUCGUCUUAAAUGUAAGUUCUGCCACAUUGAACAACCAAAGAACUUGAUUUGAUAUAUUAUACUGAGAGAGAAAAAUCAUACAGCUCCUUUGAUUAAAUAAAAGUAGAAUAUUUAA